CUUAACUCUUAAGCUAUAAGCUAUAGCGAGUGACACCGGCACCACUCACAAACACAAAUCUUGUGUAAUGAACUAGUAGAUCUGUAGAUGCAGUAGAAGAGUAAAAUUCCAAUGAACACCGAAACACUUUCUCCAAUCCCUCAAAAUCCCUGAUUCUGAUUUCAAACCCUAAUUUUAAAACUCCAAGAUCUACCCAAAAGUUCCAUUAAUCUGAUCAUCAGUCCACUGCAAGUUGUAUGAUCCUAGAAGUUGAUCAUCAUGGACAUCGAGCAAAAGCAAGAAGAACUGAUCCAACACUUCGUGAAUCAAGCAUCCAAUUCCAAGGGUUCUUCACUCGCCAACGUCAUCGGUGACGCCACUUCACAUCCUUCACUCUUUGCUUUCUCCGAGAUUCUUUCCGUACCUAACGUUAUUCAGCUUCAAGGCACAGAACAUUCUAUUUACCUUGAUUUGCUUCGAAUGUUUGCUCAUGGAACAUGGAGUGAAUAUAAGAGAAAUGCUAUUAGUCUUCCACCGUUGGCUCCCGAUCAGGUUCUCAAGUUAAAACAACUCACCGUGCUUACGCUAGCUGAGGCAAACAAGGUACUCUCAUAUGACGUGCUGAUGCAAGAAUUGGAUGUUAUAAAUGUCCGUGAGCUCGAAGAUUUCUUGAUCGAGUGCAUGUAUGUGGGUAUAGUUAGGGGCAAGCUGGAUCAGUUGCGAAGAUGUUUUCAGGUGCAAUUUGCAGCCGGGAGGGAUCUAAGGCCUGGACAAUUGGGGAGUAUGAUACAUACGUUAUCAAACUGGUUAAGUACAUCAGAUAAUUUACUUAUUACAAUUCAAGAUAAGAUAAAAUGGGCUGACACUAUGAGUGAGCUGGACAAGAAGCAUAAGAAAGAAGCCGAUGAAAGAAUGGAAGAAGUGAAAAAGACACUUUCCCUGAAGAAGUCACAAACUGUGAGCAGGAAGACAUUGACUUCCGAGGGCACGAAGAGAUGUUCCCUGAACCUGGUGGAGUGAUGGAUUAUGAUGAAGACCGGAGCCGACCUAAGAGGAGACGACACCCAUUGGGCUAGUGAGCGAUCAAGCUUAUGUGACGGGGAUUGUUGCACAGGCUAGCUAGUUUUUUCAAUGGGCAUUACACGACACGACACACCUGAUUUCCUAGAGCGAGAGAUGGUUUUAUUUUUUGAACUUGCGAGUUAAAAACGACUAUGAAUUUUAAUCUUUGAGGAAUCCUUUGCUGGGAUGGUUAUGGAUUGUUUUUGAAUAUUUUUUGGUGUGGGAAUUUAAUGUUCCUCAGAAAAUGGAUCGUCGUAUAAACGAUCAGGCACUCGUUAUAUUUAUAUUAUUUAACAUUUAAAAUUUUAAAAA
Helianthus annuus (common sunflower) is the source of this 1353-nucleotide messenger RNA. Its product is annotated as COP9 signalosome complex subunit 7. The transcript is spliced from 9 exons. Gene Ontology annotation, cellular component: COP9 signalosome. Bases 259 to 999 code for a protein of 246 amino acids. The record is from RefSeq and is a predicted model, not a curated record. NCBI's taxonomy places the organism in Eukaryota, Viridiplantae, Streptophyta, Magnoliopsida, Asterales, Asteraceae.